Messenger RNA from Grosmannia clavigera kw1407, 810 nucleotides. Its product is annotated as vacuolar protein sorting-associated protein. Gene Ontology annotation, molecular function: protein-containing complex binding. The coding region runs from base 1 to 810 and encodes 269 amino acids. Gene Ontology annotation, biological process: protein transport to vacuole involved in ubiquitin-dependent protein catabolic process via the multivesicular body sorting pathway. Gene Ontology annotation, cellular component: ESCRT I complex. The record is from RefSeq and is a predicted model, not a curated record. NCBI's taxonomy places the organism in Eukaryota, Fungi, Ascomycota, Sordariomycetes, Ophiostomatales, Ophiostomataceae. The transcript has 2 exons.
AUGAUGAAUCCGCGGCAGUCCUAUGCGCCGCUGCCUCCGAGCUAUGUGCCGAACACGUCGCUUUCGGCCACGAUUAAUCUCGACGAGGAGGUCAAGCUUACGGAGACGCGGGCCGAGCGCGACCUGCAGGAGUCGCUGGCGGAGAUCUUCAGCAUCAUCGUGACGAUUGACGAGCUGGAAAAGGCGUUUUUCAAGGAUGCCGUGCCUGAGUCGGACUACACCGAGAUCUGUGAGCGGUCGCUCAAGCAGUACAGCUCCAUUCUCAAAGACGACGCUGUGCUGCGUGCCUUUGGCGAUCUGGACCGGUUCAAGCAGGAGUGGGAUCUCGAGGUGCCCCGUGCCACCGAGCGCAUCCGUGUCGGCAUUCCGUCGACGGCCCUGACGACGUCCUCGAACGGCAACGGCACUGGUGGAAGCGGCAGUGGUGGUCUGGGAGGUGGAGGCGGCAAUAUGAAUAACGGAGGCAAUGGUGGCACUGGAGGUGGUGGUGGUGGCGGUGGCAACAGCAAGAACACGGGCACGACGAGCGGAGCGCUGAUCCUGGAGGCUACGCAGGACUUUAUCACCUUUCUGGACGCGCUGCGGCUCGGCCUGCUGGCAAAGGACCAGCUGCACCCACUGCUGACCGACGUGAUCCAUGCGGUCAACAAGGUGACGGACCGCGACUUUGAGAGCCGCGGCAAGAUUGUCCAGUGGCUCAUCACGCUCAACCAGAUGAAGGCUACCGACGUCUUGGCCGAGGAUCAGGCCCGCGAGCUGGAGCUGGACAUCAACUCGGCCUACCAGGGCUUCAAGAGCACCUUAUCAUAG